AUGGCCGACGACGAGGACCUUUCCAUAGAUUUUGUGAGCCUGGGCAUGUUUAUUCUCGAUGACAUCGAGUUCAAGCCGCCCACAGCGCCCGUCACAAACGUCGUUGGCGGCGCCGGCUCCUACUCGGCCAUUGGCGCCCGCAUCCUGUCCCCGCCGCCGCUGUCGCGGUCGGUGGGCUGGAUAGUCGACUGCGGCUCCGACUUCCCCGCUGAGCUUCGACAAAGCAUCUCCGAAUGGGACACGAGCUGCCUGUUCCGCGACACGCCCAAUCGCCUCACCACCCGCGGCUGGAACGGCUACGGCGAAAACGAGCGUCGAGAAUUCAAAUACCUCACCCCCAAGCUGCGCAUAGAUCACGAAUCUCUGACACCUGAACUCACCAUGGCCAAAUCCUUCCAUCUCAUUUGUAGCUCAAUGCGUGCUGCUGACCUCGUCACCAAUAUCUUGCUUCAGCGUAAGACGCUGGCCGAAGACAAAUGGGUGAAUCUUCCGCUUUUUAUCUGGGAGCCCGUGCCCGACCUCUGCACGCCCGAAGAAUUUGAAAACGCUCUUUUGGCUCUCAGAUGCGUGGACGUCGUCAGCCCCAAUCACGGCGAGCUGGGCGGUUUCUUUGGACGUGACACUACCACGCCAGAAGGCGACGUUGACAAGCAGGCUGUUGAGGAGUGCUGCGAGUUCUGGUUGAAUGCCGGCGUCGGUGCCAAGGGUGAGGGGGCUGUGGUGGUGAGGGCUGGAAAGGAUGGAUGUUAUAUCGCAACGCGUGAAUUACGACGAUGGUUGCCUGCUGUUCACAAAUCACCUGAAAAGGUGGUUGAUCCUACUGGUGGUGGAAACGGCUUUCUCGGAGGACUGGCCGUUGGCUUGGUACGAGGCGGCGCCACGCCAGGAGUGCAUAAUGUGGAAGAAGCAGCGGUGUGGGGAAGUAUCGCGGCAAGCUUUGCGAUUGAACAGGUGGGAAUGCCGGUGCUGGAGAAGGGAGAAAAUGGAGAAGCUGAGAAGUGGAAUGGUGUCAAAGUCGAAGAUAGAAUCAGAGAGUAUAGACAAAGACUGGAGUCUUAG
Messenger RNA from Aplosporella prunicola CBS 121167, 1059 nucleotides. RefSeq lists its product as uncharacterized. The record is from RefSeq and is a predicted model, not a curated record. The transcript has 3 exons. Lineage: Eukaryota; Fungi; Ascomycota; Dothideomycetes; Botryosphaeriales; Aplosporellaceae. The coding region runs from base 1 to 1059 and encodes 352 amino acids.